UUCGAUUGUAAAUGCUCUGGGACUCCACAUAGCUAGGUACAACUUCUUUUCAGAAAACUAAUCAGGAUAAUAUUGCAGAGGAAGUAGAAGCCAACCCGGUAGAGACAAUGCAAUGGCUAGUUCAGCACAUGAUUUUCAUUCUAUUGUUAUAUAAAUGGCGCAUAAGUACAGCAUCAUCAUCACCACUGAAGAUAGCGAAGGGGAACUGUACAUCGCAGUGCGGAGGUGUUAGCAUCCCAUACCCAUUUGGGAUAGGACCUAAUAACCAUUGUUAUUUUGACUCGUGGUACGAAAUAGAAUGCAACCUCUCUGUUCCAGUAGCAAAGCCGUUCUUGAGGCGUCUACAACUGGAGGUGCUGAAUAUUUCUGUUUAUGGUGGAAACACAACUGUUCAGGUUCCAAGCCCUGUUACUUACUUGAGUUGCAAAGGGAAGCAAUCUCCGCUAGCGCCAAAUCUGACCGGAAGCCCUUUUAUGUACUCUGUUGAAAACAGUUUCGUUGCAGUCAGUUGUGAUUCAUUUGCCUCGCUGCGCACAGAUACGCACACUCUUACUGGGUGCUCGUCAACGUGUCUUGAUCAAGAUAUUCUUUCCGCUUCUGAAAUGUGCAAGUAUGGUUUUGACUGUUGCCGGACUGCCCUUUCCCAAUUUAUCACUACUACUUUCAGCAUCACACAAGAACGAGAUGAAACAAGAAGAAAUAAGACGGAUUGCGAGGACUAUGCUUUCCUGGUUGACCAACAGUGGUUUGAUGAACAUAAAUCAGACUUCAGAGCUAUCAAGGAUAGGGACGUCGUUCCUGUGAAAUUAGACUGGAUCUUAAGCUUAGAAAAAAUAAGUCCUUGAUCAAGUCAUUUGAAGCAUUCACAGAAGU
Molecule: messenger RNA, 873 nt
Organism: Rosa chinensis
Lineage: Eukaryota; Viridiplantae; Streptophyta; Magnoliopsida; Rosales; Rosaceae
Product: wall-associated receptor kinase-like 6
Exons: 1
Coding region: 108-845 (245 amino acids)
Cellular component (GO): membrane
Molecular function (GO): protein serine/threonine kinase activity; polysaccharide binding
Source: RefSeq, a predicted model, not a curated record